This is a messenger RNA of Suillus plorans, 744 nucleotides long. Its product is annotated as Shwachman-Bodian-diamond syndrome protein. Lineage: Eukaryota; Fungi; Basidiomycota; Agaricomycetes; Boletales; Suillaceae. The record is from RefSeq and is a predicted model, not a curated record. Gene Ontology annotation, biological process: ribosome biogenesis; cytosolic ribosome assembly. The transcript has 7 exons. The coding region runs from base 1 to 744 and encodes 247 amino acids.
AUGCCUAUCCAGCAACCAUCAAAUCAAAUCAAGCUCACAAAUGUAUCUAUCGUACGCUUGAAGAAGGGUGGCAAACGGUUUGAGAUUGCCUGCUACAAGAAUAAGGUGCAGGAAUGGAGAAAUGGAGUUGAGACGAGUUUAGAUGAUGUCCUCCAAAUUUCGAAUGUCUUCAUGAAUGUAUCCAAAGGCGAGGUUGCCAAGUCUAACGAUCUCCAAAAAGCAUUUGGUACAUCGACAGUAGAUGAUGUUGUGAAGGAGAUUUUGAAAAAAGGAGAAGUUCAAGUGGCAGAGAAAGAACGUGAUCAUGAUCUCGCUUCCCUCCGUAAAGAGAUUGCUACAAUAGUCGCUGAGAAAUGUGUCGAUCCGGCCACUCAACGUCCCUAUCCUGUCGGGAUGAUUGAAAAGGCUAUGGCUGAAGCGGGUGUGAGCGUGAAAGCGGGGAAGAAUGCUAAGAGUCAAGUAGCGGAAACACUGCGACUCAUCCAGGGUCACUCAACACUACCGAUUCAACGUGCGAGGAUGCGAGUACGUGUCGUUCUCCCGGCUGCUGAAGGAGAGCGUCUGCAGGAACAACUUCGCGCGUUGGCCGAGACGGUCGAGAAGGAAGACAAGGGGGAAUCUUGGGAAACUGUUAUGCUUAUUGAGCCCUCGCAAAUCCGCACGAUCAACGAACUGUUGCAGAAGGAGUGCAAGGGAAAGGGGCGCGUUGAGACACUUACAUUUGCCGCAACCGCUGACAAUUGA